This is a messenger RNA of Periophthalmus magnuspinnatus, 5105 nucleotides long. RefSeq names its product transportin-2-like. The transcript is spliced from 24 exons. Gene Ontology annotation, biological process: protein import into nucleus. NCBI's taxonomy places the organism in Eukaryota, Metazoa, Chordata, Actinopteri, Gobiiformes, Gobiidae. Gene Ontology annotation, cellular component: cytoplasm; nucleus. The coding region runs from base 108 to 2846 and encodes 912 amino acids. Gene Ontology annotation, molecular function: small GTPase binding; nuclear import signal receptor activity. The record is from RefSeq and is a predicted model, not a curated record.
AGGCCAGUCCUACUCCGCGUGCGCGUGUUCCGGGCUCAUUUGAAGAACUGCUACGAAUUAUUGGAGGAGCGGCCCAGUUCCCAUCUAUCGAUUUGAAGUCGUCAUUGAUGGAGUGGCAGCCAGAUGAGCAGGGACUUCAGCAGGUCCUCCAGCUGCUCAAGGAUUCCCAGUCUCCCAAUACAGUCACGCAAAGAGCUGUCCAACAAAAACUCGAACAACUCAACCAGUUUCCUGACUUUAAUAACUAUCUUAUCUUUGUACUCACACGUUUAAAAACUGAAGAUGAGCCAACACGUUCUUUGAGUGGUCUUAUUCUAAAAAACAAUGUCAAAGCACAUUACCAGAACUUCCCCCCAGCGGUUGCUGACUUCAUUAAGAAGGAAUGUCUCAACAGCAUUGGCGAUCCUUCACCGCUCAUUCGUGCCACAAUUGGUAUACUUAUCACAACUAUUGCCUCAAAGGGGGAACUACAGGCAUGGCCAGAGCUUCUACCACAGCUCUGCAACUUGCUUAACUCUGAAGAUUACAACACAUGUGAGGGCUCGUUUGGAGCACUGCAGAAGAUCUGUGAAGACUCGUCUGAGCUGCUGGACAGUGAUGUGCUUAACAGACCACUCAAUAUCAUGAUCCCAAAAUUUCUACAAUUCUUCAAGCACUGCAGCCCAAAAAUCAGAUCCCAUGCCAUAGCCUGUGUGAACCAGUUCAUCAUUGGGAGAGCCCAAGCCUUGAUGGACAAUAUUGACACUUUUAUUGAAAGCCUGUUUGCGCUGGCAGCAGAUGAGGACUGUGAAGUUAGAAAAAACGUUUGUCGAGCCCUUGUCAUGCUGCUGGAAGUUCGUGUUGACCGUCUCAUCCCUCACAUGCAUAGUAUAAUCCAGUACAUGCUACAGCGCACUCAGGACCCUGAUGAGAAUGUAGCUUUGGAAGCCUGUGAGUUUUGGCUAACAUUGGCAGAGCAACCAAUCUGCAAGGAAGUUCUCUCUGGGCAUUUGGUGCAAUUAAUACCCAUUUUGGUAAAUGGAAUGAAAUAUUCAGAAAUUGACAUCAUACUACUGAAGGGGGAUGUAGAAGAGGACGAGGCAGUACCAGACAGUGAACAGGACAUUAAGCCCCGUUUCCAUAAGUCGCGCACUGUCACUCUUCAGCACGAAGGAGGUGAAGCUGAGGAGGAUGAAGACAUUGAUGACGAUGAUGACGAUGAUGAUACAUUGUCUGAUUGGAACUUGAGGAAGUGCUCUGCUGCCGCAUUAGAUGUGUUGGCAAAUGUGUUUCGCGAUGAGCUUCUCCCUCACCUCCUGCCACUCUUGAAAGGCCUGCUGUUCCAUCCAGACUGGGUUGUCAAGGAGUCUGGCAUUCUGGUGCUGGGGGCUAUAGCUGAAGGCUGCAUGCAGGGCAUGGUGCCAUACCUGCCAGAGCUCAUCCCUCACCUCAUCCAGUGUCUUUGUGACAAGAAGGCCCUGGUGCGCUCUAUUGCUUGCUGGACUCUGAGUCGUUAUGCACAUUGGGUGGUGUCCCAGCCCCCUGACUCCUACCUCAAACCCCUUAUGACAGAACUCCUGAAACGAAUCUUAGAUGGCAACAAGAGGGUGCAGGAGGCUGCAUGCAGUGCGUUUGCCACAUUAGAAGAGGAGGCAUGUACAGAACUAGUGCCGUACCUGGGCUUCAUCCUGGACACUUUGGUCUUUGCCUUUGGGAAAUACCAACAUAAGAACCUUCUUAUCCUGUAUGAUGCUAUUGGGACUUUGGCAGACUCUGUGGGUCACCACCUCAACCAACCAGAGUACAUUCAGAAACUGAUGCCCCCACUCAUUGCCAAAUGGAAUGAGCUCAAGGAUGAGGACAAGGAUCUCUUCCCGCUUCUAGAAUGCCUGUCUUCAGUGGCGACAGCCCUGCAAAGUGGUUUUCUCCCUUAUUGUGAACCAGUAUAUCAGCGUUGUGUUACACUUGUACAGAAGACACUAGCUCAGGCAAUGAUGUACAGCCAGCAUCCAGACCAGUAUGAGGCUCCGGACAAAGACUUCAUGAUUGUGGCUCUGGAUCUUCUGAGUGGUUUGGCCGAAGGUCUAGGGGGCCACGUUGAGCAGCUAGUGGCCCGCUCCAACAUCAUGACUCUACUCUUUCAAUGCAUGCAGGAUACUAUGCCUGAGGUAAGGCAAAGUUCUUUUGCUCUUCUGGGUGACUUGACAAAGGCCUGCUUCCCCCAUGUUAAGCCAUGCAUUGCUGAGUUUAUGCCCAUAUUGGGACUUAACCUAAACCCGGAGUUUAUUUCGGUGUGCAACAAUGCCACUUGGGCAAUCGGGGAGAUCUCUAUACAAAUGGGUACAGAAAUGCAGCCUUAUGUUGGUGUGGUUCUGCCACACCUGGUGGAAAUCAUCAAUAGGCCCAACACACCCAAGACCCUCCUGGAAAACACGGGUGCAUGUCCAUAUAAAAGUUGUCAGUGUCUCAUUGUCAAUAACCACUUAACAGAUGUUUUUCUUUAUGCAGCCAUUACAAUCGGUAGACUGGGUUAUGUUUGUCCUCAGGAAGUUGCUCCGCAGCUGCCCCAGUUCAUUAGACCAUGGUGUUCUUCAUUGAGAAAUAUCAGAGACAAUGAGGAAAAAGACUCUGCCUUUAGAGGGAUAUGUGUCAUGAUUGGUGUCAACCCAGGUGGAGUUGUGCAGGACUUCAUCUUCUUUUGUGAUGCUGUUGCGUCGUGGGUAAGCCCUAAGGAUGACUUGAGAGACAUGUUUUAUAAGAUUCUACAUGGCUUCAAGGAUCAAGUUGGGGAGGAAAACUGGCAGCAGUUUUCAGAACAGUUCCCUCCUUUACUAAAGGAGCGUCUUUCUGCCUGUUACGGUGUCUAACCUGUUUUCCCGAGUCCACAUAGGACACUGACCUGCUAUGUUAUUGUGGGGGAGGGUUACAGCGAACUCAUUGCACUAGCCAUGUCAUCGGGAGAAACAUGAGCUGAAGGGAAGGGGCUGGCCUUGACUGUCCACUCAGCGGAUGUCCCACUUCUUCCCACCCCUGUGCGCCCUGUGUUUAUCUGUGAGGGAGGAGGGGGGGGGGAGGGGGGAGUUGGUGGGUGUGGGAGGGUACACUUGGGAUAUACAGGACAUAUACCUCUCAGAUUCAAUGCCUCGCUAAAUCCAUUACAUUCAGAAGUGACUUCAUGAGGGAAAGUCUGGUUACAAAUAUUCCCUUAGCUAAAUAGUUGUUCAUGCUAAAUGAUUGCUGGAGAGGUAUGGAAGGGUACAUGAAUAUAUUCUGAACCAGCAAAUAGGAUGUCAGUCCCAAAUACUGCCCGUAGUCAGUAGAUUGACACAAGUGUGACCUAGGGGCAUAAUAAAAAUGUGCUUUUACAUUUAAUAUUGCAGGAAAAGUCAUUCUUGACAACAUAACAGCCAAACCAUAUUGUGCAUAUGAAUUUACUUGUUAAUUUAACCAAGUUUACUUUGCACCCUUGUUGGAAGAUAGUUCAGUCCAUCUCAGUACAACAAUUCUGCAUGGUUUUGAUCAUCUCCAAAGUAAUGCAUGUUUAAGUGAAUGUCUCCUCAAUUAUGACAAGUUAGUAUUACAUUUCUUUUCAUUGUGAGGGAUGCCAUAGUUUAAAGAUGGUUUUGUUGCAGUCCCUUUCAAUAUUUGGGGAGUACAAUAUAUAUUUUUAAAGAGUCUGAUCAAGAGGACUAUAGAUAUAAUUUAACCGAAUUUUCAUUUGAUCAUUGAUUAUAAGGCAAGUGGAGAACCCGAAUGCUGCUACUGCUUCAUUUUUCUAAUAUCUAAAAAUGUAAUGACAGUGAUUAGACAUCACCAAGAGUGAAUUGGUUCAUACUGAUAAAUGCACUUUUUCUUAAGAAAUUUAGAAUUAAAACUGCAGAGACAGUUGUACUCAUUUUUGAGAUAGUUUUUGAUAAGUGAUUUUAGGAUUGUUAAUGGCUUGCUAAAUUAAAGCCUUAUAUUAAGCAAUGGUUAAUGACUAGCGAUAUGACAUGAGCCCUCAUAGUUUUCUAAUGUAGCUUACACAAUGAAUUAAAUAGCAUUUAUAAAGAAAGGACACAUCAAUAUUUUAAACUUGCAUCAGUCAGUGCAUAUCUGGCUUGUUAUAUCGACAAGAUGAUUUUGUUGAGCUACGAGGGCUUUUUGUCACAGAUGUUGCAUGCUAUAUUUCUUCAAUUGUUUUAUAGGUCCCUGUAGAGGGCCAUGCCUAAGAGCUUUGUCAAUGGCAAUGUAAUGCACUGCUGGAGAAGAUGCUAUUCCACCUCCUGAUAUUAUUAAAGUGUUUGCAAUGCCAUAUACUCAUCCGUUAAAACUGUGUAGGAUAAUGCCACAAAUGUGAACAGUCUGUCUCUUCUGGACAAAAGAUGACUAAAAGCGGUGGUUUUUAUCCAGCUUUACCUGACAUUGUCCAUAGUGGAUGACUGUAAUUGAAGUACUAUGGCUUUUUGCCUUUGGUGUUUUAUUACAAAUAUACAGUGUGUACCUUGAUGUACUUUAGUACCAGUCCUACUGUGAGGUUGUUUAGGUUUCUGGGAGUGUCAACGUUUCCCUCUGUCGAGAUCUAAAGACUGUAGAUCACCCCUAUAGACUUGAGCCUCGACACCCCCUCUGCCUUUUGGAAGUUGUGCAUUAAUCAUUUUAGCAAUUGAAAUUUUUACUUGUCUGUGAAGAUGCUUCAGUGGCUCGGUCUCCAGUGUCGUCUUUGUAUGUGCUCCAAGGCAAAGCUCAGACCAGAGGUAGCUUAUCACUGAUAACAAGAAUAUAAAAUUCAACUUUUGUCCAUAAUGUUAUUAUUUUAUAUAUUUUUUAUUUUUUGUGCUAAAGAGCACAAAUUAUUUUGGACUUUAAAAGUUUUUUUGGAGUUUCUUUUUAUUUAAAGAUUUUUUUUAUUUUUUUUUUUAUAGUGGACCAUUUGAAUCUGCCAGAUUUGAUGUAGUUACACUAAAGCAAGUCUUGGUGCAUACCUUGAAGAUGACACAUUGCUUAACCAAUCCAUUUGUUUGAUAUCAAGGCUAGCAUGUACUGUUUCUUAGCUUGACUGUGCUGCAGGUGGGAUGUUGUCUGAUGUAUCCCUUUUUAUUUAAUUUUUGUGCAUAGGAGCGAAUAAAGUGUUUUAUAAAUCUUGA